AUGAUGGAGAUGGAGUUCGACGAGGAGCACCUUCUCCGAUUGCCGUCGACGGUGAUUAGAAGGAUUCUCACAAGUCUAAGACAACCUGAAAUUGACUCGUUCACGAAAGCAUUUCCAUUCUAUCAAAGUGUUUGCGAUCUUGAGCUCAAAACGAUGGAGACCCAAUUUGAGAGGCGGAAGUAUUUUAAAUGGAAUCGAUGUUUACACUCGACAAGUAUUGAGGGCAACAGCGAAGAAUUGGUAGCUGAUCGAGUAGCCGGAGCCAUUGCUUAUCACCCUCCAGAUAAGGCGAUCUACUUGUUUGGCGGCGAGCCGCUGCUGGCAGAUCCGGGCAUAUGGCCGGAGACGCGAAGAAGGGGAGCCGUGUUCAACGACAUUUGGAAAUUCGACUUGACGACGCUCAAAUGGUCGAGAGUCAUUGUGCCAUCGCCGCCGUACCCAGAAGCCCGAUGCAACGCUUCAUUGAUUUCGUGGAACGAUGAGCUCGUUCUAUACGGAGGAUCGCAGUAUGGAUACGAUGGAGCGGUGCCAAUAUUUAACGACGUGUUUGUCUACAAUCCGAAAGCGAAUACAUGGAGAGAGAUGAGAACCGAGAAUCCGGGACCGAAACGAUGUGGACACUCGGUUGUUAUCUCUGGCGACUAUAUGAUUCUCUAUGGCGGAAACCGGGUACCAACGUAUGAUAAUCAACCACUUUCCACUUCGGAUCUCUUUCUUCUAAAUUUGGUGACUGAAAAAUGGUUCAACGUCAAAUUGCAUCAGAAUCGCACAUUUUACGGAAGCAUUGAUGAUUAUGAUAAAUUGAGCAAUCCACGCGAACAGUAUUUUCCAAAUUUGCAUCAGGCAAAAUCGAAAUUAGUGAAAAUUAGGGAUGGUCUUCUCCUGAUUGUUGGAGAAAUGAUGCGAGAUGAAUACGGAAGUGCGCUGGUCAUUUCAUAUGCCUAUCCGGAAUUUGCACGAUUCAAAUGGAAACGAGUUGAAAAUAUUGGUCGUUGGUGGAAUAUGAAGAAGAAUUCGAGAAGAAUGGAAAUCGAUAAUACCUGUCCGAAUAGAAACUUCUGGCAGACGGCGGUGAUCCAAAAUGAAAACACAAUUCGAUUAGUUUCAUUGGGAAAAUUGCGCAGCUCAUUGAUAACCAAAAAUGAAUUAACUUUGCGCUAUGAUUUAGUCAAAAAACGAUGCAUCAAAUUCAUCGAUGCGAUGCGGUCUCAGCUUGAGAGAGGCCUUCAAGAACGAAUUGCCGCCAUCGAAGAUUUUGAAAGAGAAUUUGAUCGAGAUUUAUCAAUUGAAUGCGAGGGAAUCGCAUGCAAACUAACAAAUGUGUUCGCCGAUCAACAGCAGAUUCGAAGUGUUGUUGGAACCAAACUGAAAGUGCCGACGAUGAAUGGAUUCCGAAUGGAUGUCGCAAGUGAAGAGGGCAUCCAAUGGGAAGGUGCCGAACUCGAUGAUAUUGACAUUUAUGAGUUGAAACAGCUCAUACGGGAGAUGGUCCAGCAAUUACAUAACCGGUUCUAUCCAACAAAUGUUGAUAACCCAUGUUCAUAUUUGUCAGUCGCAAAUCGUGCGCUUCGUAGAAUGGCCGUUUACACUGCUGAAAUCAAGACCGAUGUUACUUUCGAGCAAUUCCCUAAAAUCGAAUGGGUCGCGCAGCCAAUACAGUAUCGAGCGGCUCCUGACACGGAAAUGUACUCGCUAACCGGAGCUCAUCACGAAGUUGUGAUGCAUGGUGGACGUGUGUAUUGCAACGAAGUGUUCAGCCAUAUGGGAUACACAUAUCUUCUUACUGGCACAUCAAAUAUUACUCAGCCAAGGCCUCGAAUCUGGGAAUAUGGUAAGAAAAUGAGGUCGUUGGAUCAAAUUCGAAUGACGAAAUUAGUGUCAUUCGGCACCUCCGCGUUGGGAAUUUGCUCAAUACCGGAUGAAUUGAGAGCGGAAUUCAAAAAAUUUCGAUUCUCGAAAUCGACAUGCAUGAACGCAUUGAUUUUGAAAAUAUCGAGAGAGCAACAUGAAUUGAGCAUUGAGGAAAGAAUGGAGGACUGCAAUUUGGCCGAAGUGAGGGACGAGUUGCCAUCUCAGCAACCGCGAUUUGUUCUCCUCAGUUGGUGCAAAAAGCACGACGACAAUCGUAGCUCGUAUCCUCUUUCUUUGAUCUACUUUUGUCCAACAGGAAGCAGCCCCGAGCUUCAAAUGAUGUAUGCUGGAAGUCGCAAUUUCAUUGUGAAUGAGUUCCAGCUCACCAAGAAUCUCGAAAUACGCGACAUUGACGAACUUGAUGAAGAUCUUCUCGAUUCGAAAUUCUAA
Caenorhabditis bovis is the source of this 2301-nucleotide messenger RNA. The record is from the annotation of a GenBank genome assembly. Lineage: Eukaryota; Metazoa; Nematoda; Chromadorea; Rhabditida; Rhabditidae.